AGGUAUCUUGAGUUGCAUGCUCCCAGUCUCCAUUUGUAUGUCGCAAAAGACGGUCAGAGAUCUUCAAUGCAUCUCGUCACUGCAUCGUGCGCCGGGAACGCAAGGCAGCCACCAGUCACACAUAUCCUCUUUUGGUGAUGAUUUUCAGAGAUCCAUUCCACCUGUGUCAGAGGACAGAGGUUGGAAUAAGCUGGUGUGGUGGCUAUGUGUCGGGACCGUUGGUAGGGGUGAACGUUGAUGUGAGGCUUGAUGAGAUCCAGGCUUUGAAAUGCUGGCUUUUGAGCUAUCAAUUGUAGGCUGAAGCGAAACUUCCUUCUCGCAUCCUUAACUUGUAGCCUCAUGGGGCCUAGAACGAGGAGAAGUACUCGCAUCUUCUCCUUACAUUUCAGCCUUGCCUUUAGGAGUCGGUUCCACACGGAAACAUGCAGUAUGCUGGUUUCAGCUCAUCACUGAUAGACAAGCGUGGUUGUGACAUUCAUGCUCCUGCAUUAUAGCUAUACUUCACACAAUCUGAAGGAUCAUUGAUCCCAGCUAGUGGAAUGAACAUGGCAGGAAACCGCCCCCUGUUUUCAGUGCCGUGUCUGUUGAGAACCGCCAGUCAAUGUCAACCUGCAUGUUUACUUUUCGGGUGUUUCAAGGAUGAUUUUUCGGCUUGUUUGACAGCUGUAUAAACUUCCUUCGCAUGCCCGCGUUCUAUCAAUGAGCUGUCAAGCAGAUCGAUUUAUAUCCGCAAUUAUGUUUUGUUCGAUUGGCAAUGCUGUCAAUAUCCUUGACAAGAAAGUGGCGAGAUCAACCUUUGGUCGAGUCUUCCGGCUUGAUGGAUCAGGUCAUCCGAAAGAACGGAAAGGUUCCCGCUUUGUUACUGAGCUGCGAGCUGGGCUCACAACCUUUUUUACUAUGGCAUACAUCAUUGCUGUCAAUGCAUCUAUCCUUGCUGAGAGUGGAGCAACAUGUGUUUGUACCGACGCAGCCGACCCAUCUUGUUCCAAUAACCUUGAAUAUGAUAGUUGCUUGAUUGGCAUUAAGCGCGAUCUCACCACAGCGACAGCAGCGAUUGCAGGUAUUGGAUCGGUAGCUUUUGGGUUUAUCACCAACCUGCCUGUUGCUUUAGCGCCCGGAAUGGGCCUCAACGCGUACUUCACAUAUCAGGUUGUUGGCUUCCAUGGCACCGGAUCCAUAUCUUACGGCCUUGCCCUCACAGCCGUUUUCAUUGAGGGGUGGAUUUUCGUCUUUCUCUCACUCAUCGGCAUGCGGCAAUGGCUUGUCAAAAUCAUCCCUGCUUCGGUCAAAGUUGCAAGUGGAGUUGGUAUUGGCAUCUUCCUGACAGAAAUCGGAAUGUCAUACUCAGGAAUUGGCUUGAUCUCAGGGUCGAAUGUAACGCCUACAGACCUUGCCGGAUGUCCUCCACAAUACAUCGACAAGUACACUGGAAGAUGUACCAGUCACAAGAUGCAAAACCCCACGUUAUGGAUUGGAGUCAUGGGUGGAGGUGUUCUGACGGCUUUCCUUAUGUCUUACCGUGUGAAGUCAGCCAUCAUUAUUGGCAUUGCUCUCGUCUCAGUCAUAUCUUGGCCGCGAGACACCACAUUCACCUACUUUCCCUAUACUGAAGCUGGAGACCAGAUGUUUGAUUUUUUCAAACAAGUCGUUGCAUUUCACCCAAUCGGCAAUACCUUCGUUGCCCAAGACUGGAACAUUGGUGCGGCUGGAGGACAUUUCGCACUUGCCUUAUUCACCUUCUUGUACGUCGACAUCAUCGAUGCUACUGCCACUCUAUACUCCAUGGCUCGCUUCUCUGGUGUCGUUGAUCCUGAGAGUGGUGAUUUCCCGCGUUCAACCCUUGCAUACUGUUCCGAUGCAGUGACCAUAUCUAUCGGAUCUCUCUUUGGAUGCUCGCCUGUCACCGCAUUCAUCGAAUCGGGAGCAGGUAUCACCGAAGGAGGCCGUACGGGAUUGACAGCCAUCACCACUGGAGUCUGUUUCCUCGUAUCUAUCUUCUUUGCACCAAUAUUUGCAUCCAUUCCACCUUGGGCAACCGGAUGUACACUCAUCCUCGUCGGGUGCAUGAUGAUGCGCCAAGUCACUUCUGUCAACUGGGCAUACAUCGGCGACGCUCUUCCCGCAUUCGUUACGAUCGUGGCCAUGCCCCUCAUGUAUUCAGUAGCAUAUGGCCUUAUUGCUGGUCUUUUCACCUAUACUGUUCUCAAUGGCCUGAUCUAUAUCACGAAAGUCUUCUCUCGAGGCAGGAUUCAGCCUCCUGAUGCUGACGCCGCCGAGUACUGGACGUACAAGCCCAACAGCACGAACCCUCCCUGGUUCGUGCGCGCUGCACAAGGAAAGCUGUGGAAGACAGGUAGCUUUGACAAUAUCGAGACAAGAUCCAUUGGUGAGGGGACCAUGGCGUCGGAGAAGGAGUUGGUGGAGAGUUCUACGAUGAGGGUCGAUUCACGACGCUCUCGUGAAGCUACGAUGUGACGGUGGGACGUGGGAUACGAUUCACGAUCAGACAUGCGCAAUGUUGUGGCUUACUCUUGAGUAUUAUUAUGAUGGUAUGGAAGUCUUACAAUAAGGAGUGGUACAUCACGUUAUCUUUUCGAGACGAAGUAAUGAUAGUAGCUAUUGUUUGGGUUUAAAACCCUCCCCUGUAUGUUUCAAAAGCAGCUCGAUAGUUUGGUGACCAAUUCCAAACAGUCAUUUGAAUCGUCCAGGAGAUCAACUCGUAAACAACCCUCCUCCUCCUCAAUGCAACAUGCCGACGUCAAAGAUCUUCUCCUCAGGACCUGCAUCCUCCUUACAACAGUGGCCAACUCUUUUCGUUGAGCCGGGGCCACUGCCAGGCUCUCGCUGUACAAUCAUAUUCCUCGCCUUCACAAGCAUAGACUCAUAUUCAGGACAUCAUAUGUCUGCCACAACUUCAGCGCGGCAGAUUCGACACGAUGAUGCUACUCCUGAUUUCAGCCGUCCUUUUAAUUCAGGCUCUGGGUUGUGCAACCACAAGCCACAGCCGCACUCGUCAAUCUGCGCAGGAUGUUGGACGGGCGCAUCUGCGAAGUCGUUGACCACAUCUAGGGGCUCGGUCUACUAGAAGCAGAGCUGACUGUUUCGACGGCCUGUGGAGGAGCUGGAAAGGCUGGGGCCGAUACCGUGAAUGUUCAUGGUGUGGUACCCGGGUGGAGCUACACUAUGGCUAGUUCCAACAAACGAUUUUCCCACAAUUGAGUUGAAUUUAUUUUUAAAAAGUCCUUGUAGUAUCUUUCGAACAUUUUUCAGGCUUCUGUCUUUAUGCUGUCCUGUAAUUAAUUCCUUGUACUUUUGCCAAUACAAUCUUUCAAAUCGACCUGAGCUUUGAU
Molecule: messenger RNA, 3350 nt
Organism: Cadophora gregata
Lineage: Eukaryota; Fungi; Ascomycota; Leotiomycetes; Helotiales; Ploettnerulaceae
Exons: 7
Coding region: 700-2475 (591 amino acids)
Biological process (GO): transmembrane transport
Cellular component (GO): plasma membrane
Molecular function (GO): purine nucleobase transmembrane transporter activity
Source: RefSeq, a predicted model, not a curated record